AUGCAGCCCCAGGCGUCAGCGCUCUGGGGCCAUCAUCUGCCACUGCCGCAACCCCCUUCACAUUCUCAGUAUUCUCCUGUCUUUUUCCCUGGAUGCGUUUCCUACCUUCCGACAUCACAGCCGCCCUCACAACACGUAAUAGGAAUGCCUAUACAGAGGCCAGAUCUCCACCAGACUACUUCUCAUGUAAACAGCAGGACGUUCAGUAUGGACAGAACGCAAAUUGUGGACGGCUAUAAAGGGGGCGAAGAGGAUGGAGAAGGAGAGGGGAGUGGUGGAAGGGGAGUAGAGAACGGGAGAGGUACUGGAAGCGUGAGUCGUCGAAAAAACGUCACCCGUGAAAGCACUUCUACACUGAAGGCCUGGCUUCGGGGCCACAUGAAGAACCCUUAUCCUACCAAAGGAGAAAAGAUAAUGUUGGCUAUCAUCACCAAAAUGACAAUCACGCAGGUCUCCACGUGGUUUGCAAACGCGCGGCGCCGACUCAAAAAGGAGAACAAGAUGACCUGGCUACCGGCCAACCGUCCCGAGGGUGUAGACAAGCAAAAUUCUUCCUCCCAGCCAUCUUCCUCAAAUGUUGUGGUAACAGCGACAUCGUCAGCAAAGGUGGAGCAGGCAGGGGAGGAGGACUUUGAAGUGGAAGAAUCUGAUGAUGAAGAGCAUGAGACCAGUCUCUUCGAUUUCCACUCAGCCGCCCAACCGUCCUCGGGUAGUUUAGGUUCCCAUUGGCAGCAAAAUUAUUCUAGCGCAUUGGCAGAGGCACCAAUAGGCGGGGGAACAUCGACCAUAGGGGGCAUGGAGUCUGGCGAAUCCUACGAGGAAGUGCAACAACAAAGUCCGUGUAUGUGGAGAGGUGUCACUGCACCGUCCCACAGCCCUUCAGCUGCUCUCUUUCCCCCCGCACAGUACACCUACAACGAAGUUAUCCAUCUGCCUCAUCACCCAUUAGAGAAGCAAUGGGGUAGGGAAAGUCACCUUUUGACGCACCCCACUGCCCUUGAUUCGCUCGGGGAGGAAAUGGAGGAGGGAAAGUUCACGAGACUAAAUUAUCUGUAG
Molecule: messenger RNA, 1056 nt
Organism: Echinococcus granulosus
Lineage: Eukaryota; Metazoa; Platyhelminthes; Cestoda; Cyclophyllidea; Taeniidae
Product: Iroquois-class homeodomain protein IRX-4
Exons: 3
Coding region: 1-1056 (351 amino acids)
Biological process (GO): neuron differentiation; cell development; regulation of transcription by RNA polymerase II
Cellular component (GO): nucleus
Molecular function (GO): RNA polymerase II cis-regulatory region sequence-specific DNA binding; DNA-binding transcription factor activity, RNA polymerase II-specific
Source: RefSeq, a predicted model, not a curated record